This is a messenger RNA of Aspergillus calidoustus, 1503 nucleotides long. The record is from the annotation of a GenBank genome assembly. NCBI's taxonomy places the organism in Eukaryota, Fungi, Ascomycota, Eurotiomycetes, Eurotiales, Aspergillaceae.
AUGUCCCUUGUUGCCUCCAUUCCCUAUCGCCUUGCCAAUCUCGGGAACCUGCCCAUCGGCCACAGUCUCACUGUCCCUGCCUCCUUUGCUGGUAUAAGCAGAUCGAUGGAGAUCGGCUCCCUGGAUGACAUCUGGUCUGCCGCAACCACGACCCCGCCGGGGGUCUACAACAUCCACCAGCUGGUCGUGCGAACCUCGCCCCUCCUCGAUGUCAUCGUCGCCAGACUUGGGGCGGAUCCUGCCAGAGGGCCGACCGCGAGGGAGGUUUUGAUCGACGGCCUCCAGGCGUCUCUUGCCACGACCGGUCGCGAAUCCACGUUUCCCCUUACGCCGAGUCCCCAGGACCGAACCCGCACUGAGAUCAUUAUUCAAGCGCAUCGCAUCGCAAAGACCAUCAUCGGCUUUGUCAGAGAUGCGCCCGUCCGCGAGAUCAGCCCCCGUCUGGCAAUCCGUAGUCCCUGCGAGGGCCACCUGUGGACGCCGGCAGUCGCAGCCCUACUCACCGGCCCGCGAGGCAAUGCGCAGCUGAUGGAGUUAUACAACGAGUGGCUCCAUCGAAUGAUUCUCCUGCGCGACAGUCUGCUCCCUUUUGAAAACUUUACCGACGUCCCGCUGGUCAUCCCCGAGUCAUCUUCGCGAGGAAUCCGCGACUUUGAAGAAGCCCGCAAGUUCUUCUUGGUCCAAUGCAUGACUGGUGCCGUGCAGCAUCAGGCCAUUGUCAAUCUCGCCAAAGUCUUCACCUCUCGAGGCCUUCCCCGCGGCGGCUACGGCUUCCAGUAUGCCCACGGCCUCGUCCUUCCUGCAUUCUUAUCCGGCUCCAACUCGAUCCACCUCCUGCGAUACCAUCCCGCAAGACUAGACGACAGCAGUGUCGAUCUGCUCCUCGACUAUGAACAUACCGAAUACAUCAACGCGCCGCGGACAGUCUUGCAGAACAGCGAAGAAGAUGAAGACGUCAAGAGCGUGACAAAGUGGAAUCUCUCUUCGCUCCUUCCAUUCGACUCGUGCGCGCUGCAGUCCUCGUCGAUCGCCAUCGAUUCUACACACAACGACGCCCGUCGCCGAAUCGUCCGCCUUCAGCUCACCCUCGAGUCGGGAAUCGGUAUCGCGGUCGAUCUGGGCCAAAUCACUCGCGGCCGGCGAUACGCCUACGACUUGCAGGUCAACGCCAGCAAGCCAAACGGAACCGCCGGUCCAAAGUCCAACGGCGUCCAAGUGAAAGAGCUGCCCCGAACCCUCGUCCACAAAGUCGCCGACAUCCUAUCCCAGCCGGGACUGGUCAUCUCGCCUCGCGCCCGCCGAGAUGAGGGAAACAGCAAUAGCGCACCUGCAAUCCACGUCAUCCCCGUGGCCGACCCGAUCAUAAAGCUGGCGCUACUGGGCAAGUUAUAUCCGGAGAAUGUGAUUCUUGUUCGGGACCAGGAGAGUAUUGAGUCUGUUACCAAGACGGGCAAGGGGUUCUCGGAGAGGUUUGUGAUUUUGGAUGGGCAGUCUGCUUUUUGA